Coffea arabica (coffee) is the source of this 5704-nucleotide messenger RNA. RefSeq names its product probable LRR receptor-like serine/threonine-protein kinase At2g16250. The record is from RefSeq and is a predicted model, not a curated record. NCBI's taxonomy places the organism in Eukaryota, Viridiplantae, Streptophyta, Magnoliopsida, Gentianales, Rubiaceae. Gene Ontology annotation, molecular function: protein kinase activity; ATP binding. Gene Ontology annotation, biological process: protein phosphorylation.
CACGCGAAAUUACAAAACACCAAGAGAAGCGCGCGAACUGGGGGCUGGAGAGACACGGAUACCGUUAUUCCUCGAGUCUUCUUCCACUUCCCAAUAUAAUCAUAAUCCCCGUUCCCCAGUUCCCACAACUCAGAAUUCUUAAACCUCAACCUGUUCAACUCAGCAGUCAUCCAGACUUCAGAGUGCACAGGAUAGUAUUGCAGCAUUAAUGGAGCUCUGGUCUGGAUAGAGCUGAAAGGGACGUGUGUUGAAAUUGAAAUGAACGGUUGUGGCGGUUGUGGAAUGCCCUCUUGCCAUUAAUAACACCUUACUACCAUACCAGAACUACCACUACUUAUUAACUUCCUCCUGCCAUUAUUACCCUCAGAGUCAGAGACAGGGACACACAGCAGUCAUACACGGUCCGAUACUCGGACAGUUACGACCCCUCAUGGGCUCGUUCAUUUGAUUUAUGGUCCAAAACAAAAGCCUUUCUGCUGUGUUGAAAGUUGAAACUGAAGAAUCAAAGGCAAAGCUGGUGAUCCGCCAAACUACCAAGUUCCUACACUGGACCAACAUUUGCUGUGGAAAUAAGGUGGAAGCUCCAUUCUAUUGCUUUACCGGUCCCAAAGUGGAAACAGAGCUCAAGACUGCAUUUUUUCUUCUUGAGGGAGCUCAAAUUUAUGGUAGAACUCACCGGCUGAAUCGGGUUAUGGACUUUGAAUCAAGAUUACGUGUUUAUUCUUGAAGGUGCUGGAUUACUAUAACAUAGACCUUAGCAAGUGCCUAAUCAGCGUAAAAGGUUGUGCUUGUGCAUGUUCAAAUCAAAAUUGCACUUUUCACCUUGAGGCAGCUGGAUUGUAUCAUUGACAUGCUACAGACCUUAGCAAGUUCAUUUUUGGUUCCAAGGGUCAUGGACGGUCAAUUCAAGGUUGCAUUGCUUUCCCUCUUGUUUUUCAACUUUAUGCAGACGGAGCAGGUUCUAGCAAGCUCCGGCUCGGAAAGAUGGGCUUUGCUGGAGCUCAGGGCAUCCCUUGGUAUUAGAGCUCGAUACUGGCCCAAAAAGGUCGAGCCUUGCUUAAACUGGACAGGGAUUGAAUGCCAAGAUGGGAGAGUGACAGGAAUAAGCUUAUCUGGGAUAAGGAGAACUCGGGUUGGAAAGCGAAAUCCACGGUUUGCUAUUUAUCCUUUAAGCAAUUUGACCUCAUUAUCUUCCUUCAAUGCUUCAGGGUUUCUACUUCCUGGGCCAAUUCCAGAAUGGUUAGGCCAAAGACUAGCUACAUUACAGGUGCUUGAUCUCAGGUCUUGUUCAAUUUAUGGAUCAAUUCCUGACUCAUUGGGAAGUUUGUUUAGGCUUAAUUCUUUGCAUUUGUCUGAAAAUACGAUUACUGGGACAAUUCCAGCGGCAUUGGGGAAGCUGAAUUCCUUGUCAGUUCUUGAUCUUUCAAAAAAUUUAUUAACAGGGCCAAUUCCUAGCGCUAUUUCAGCUCUUAGGAACCUUAGUAGUCUUGAUUUGUCGUCAAACUUCCUUUCUGGGGCGAUUCCUACUGAGAUUGGUUCACUUUCUAGUCUUAAGUUCUUGAGGUUACACGACAAUAGUUUCAGCUCUUCUGUUCCUGCUCAGCUGGGUAAUCUUUCUGCCUUGGUGGAGCUUGAUCUUGGUUACAAUUUUUUGUCGGGGCCAUUGCCUGAGGAUUUAGGACGCAUAAGUAGUUUACAGAAGUUGUUAAUUGGGAAUAAUGAGCUAGAAGGUGCUCUGCCAGCUAGAGUACUUUUGGAUCAAAAAUUUGUGGAAUUUGUAGUUCUCAGGAACAACAAAUUUGAUGGUAAAUUUCCUGAUGUCUUGCGGUCAGUGCCGCAUUUACUGUUUCUAGAUAUCUCUGAGAAUAACUUCACAGGUGAAUUGCCAAACCUUACUGCUUUCUCUGAUAAUGCCGGCACCAAGUUCAAUUUCUCAAACAAUUUGUUCUACGGAAAUGUGCCCUUUGAAACUGGCGGAAAUGUCUCACUUGAUCUAUCGAAUAACUUCUUGAAAGGAUUGGCUCCUACUACUACGAAAAGCAGUGUCAAUAUCAGCACCAAUUGCUUUCAGAGCCUGCCAGAUCAGAGGAGUAUAAUGGACUGCCAAAAAUUUUAUGCCAAGAGAGGCCUUCAUUUUGAUGGCAACAAUGUUCCCGAGUCACCAGAACCUCCAAUUUCGGAACAUUCAAAGAAGAAAAACAAACUCACCUUUAUAUUGGUGGGAACUUUUGGUGGACUUGGCUGCAUUUUGAUUUUAGGGGUAGCAUUAGCAUAUGUGCUAAAAGUAUGUAACAAACGAAGUGGAAAUGGAAGAGGAACAGCGGAAGUCAGGCAUGUUUCAGUAAAGGAUAGUAGGCCACCUCCUCAGAUUCCUUUGUGCUUCUCAGGUCUUGGAGAAGAAUUUACAUACGAGCAAGUGCUCCAUGCCACAAAUAACUUCAGCGAAACAAACCUCAUCAAGCAUGGUCACUCUGGAGACAUAUUCCGUGGAACAUUAGAGGGUGGAAACCUAGUAGCCAUAAAGAGAGUUGAUUUACAAGUUCUCAAGAAAGGGAGAUGUACUUCGGAAUUGGAUCUUUUUGACAAGAUAAAUCACCCAAGGCUAGUCCAACUUAUUGGUCAUUGCUUAGAGCUUGAAAAUGAAAAGAUCUUGGUUUACAAAUAUAUGCCAAAUGGAGACUUGUCCAAUUCCUUUUACAGGGUUAACCAUUUGGAUGAUGAUUGUUUACAAUCUUUGGAUUGGAUCACACGAUUAAAAAUUGCAAUAGGAGCUGCUGAGGCUUUAUCUUACUUGCACCAUGAGUGUAAUCCUCCACUUGUCCACAGAGAUAUUCAAGCAAGCAGCAUCCUUCUUGAUGAUCAAUAUGAAGUACGACUUGGAAGUUUAAGUGACGUUUGCGCUCAAGGAGUGGAGAACAGUCAGCAAAGGAUUUCAAGAAUGUUCUGGAUGGCACAGACUCCUGAUAAAGGACCUUCAGGACCAUCUGCAAGUUGUGCUUAUGAUGUAUAUUGCUUUGGAAAGCUCUUACUUGGGCUUGUCUCGGGUAAGCUGGACAUCUGCAAUUUUGAAGAUGAGGGCUCUACAAAUGAGUGGUUGGAAAACAAUCUAUCUUACAUCAGUAUACACGAAAAGGAACAGGUGGGUAAGAUUAUUGAUCAGUCUCUUAUCAUAGAUGAUGAUCUACUUGAAGAAGUGUGGGCUGUGGCGAUAGUGGCCAAGUCAUGCCUAAAUCCCAAGCCUUCCAGACGUCCCCUGAUGAGACACAUCCUCAGAGCACUGGAAAAUCCUUUCAAGGUUGUCAGGGAAGAAAAUUUCAGCUCUGGAAGGCUAAGAACAACAUCAUCCAGAAGUUAUUGGACCACUGCAUUCUUCGGUAGUUGGCAUCACAGCUCGUCUGAGAGUGCCAGUUUUCCAGGCCAAACAAGAAGAGAAGGUGCCAGUGAUCUAAAACAGACAGGGAGAGCGGGGUCUCAUGGAAGUGGCAUGAAUGAAUACUCAUCUUCACACAAAAGGUCCUCGAGCGAGAUUUUCCCUGAGCCAGUGGAUAUUCAAGAUCUAGAGAAGCAGGAUGAAAACUAGGCAAGCUCUGAGUGAUGUUGCCAGUAAAUCUUUUCCCAUCCUGGUAUCGAGCAGUCCGUGUAACUUUGUGUGCGUCGAAAGGCUUUAGGCUUGAAAGUUGCCUCCUCCUGAAGGUCAUUGAUUUAGAGCCUUCUACAACUUUGAUUCAUUUGGGGAUCCUCCAAGAAAAUGACGAUGAGCCUUUGGAUCCAAAUCAAAGAGGUUUGAAGCAAGCUAUGAUUCUUGCACUUGUCCUGCAUGAAAUGUAAUGUAAAUAGCCAUUCAAUGUAAUUACGAGCAUUAGUUUUUCACGAUCUCAUGCAAAUUCAGAGGCAUCCAGCUAAAGUAUUUUGUUAUUAGUACAAUCGGAUUGAGAUAUCCAUCUCCACCAAUAAAACCGUUUCCUGAUGCUAGGAGACGAAAUAUCACAUAUAGAAACGGCAAAAGAUUCUUGAAGUUAUGUACGUAUAUACAUGGAGCAUAACGUGAGAACUUGAUAACGAAUGGUGGGCAGAAAACAAAAUAGGGAGUUGUGUGGCCUCGGGACUUCCCGUUUGUUCGAAUUUCACAAUGGCAAUGGCAAUGAGUAUCAAAAGUUCCUCAAUGGUAAUAGGUUUUGCCUAUUCCUCCUUUUCACUUGUUUGGAAGUUAUGUUGCAAACGGGAUCUAUUAAAUUUCUUUUUAUUACUAUAAUGGAUUUCCUUCUUGGCUUCUUCAAUUGUUUUUCUUGCUUCAUAAUGGGAUCGGCUGAUCUCUGGAGCCAAACCACCAAAUGCCAGCCAAUGACCACAGCCCGUGACAUCACGAAACAUAUAUAGUCUCCAAAACUUCACUAGUUUAGCCAAAUACUUCAAAUCAUCUCCACCAAUUUUAGCAAAAGCAAAAUUUCAAUUGAAAUUUAACAAACUAUUUUUUUCAAGUUUGUACGAAUCUGAAAACCCACCACCAAUUGCUACUCAGAAAAAAAAAAGAAAUUCACCAUGAAUACCCAAUACCAGCGAAAUCAAGUAGAAAGGAGAAGAAACAAGAGGCAGAGCCGAUGGUUGACUUGGGUCCCAUCUCUAACUUGGAUCAUAUGGUUGACCUAUGUUGGAGAGAGAGAGUUUUGUGCAAUGGAGGCUAAGAAUAUUUUUUUUUCUUUCAUUUUUGUGUCUUGGUGGGUAAUCAAGGCGAAAAUGCCCAAUUCACCCUGGAAUGGCCACUGAAGACUUUUUGGCCUUCCAUUACCAUAGAUUCAUUACCAUUGUAGGGUUCCAAACAUUAUCAAUGACAAUCAUUGAUGGUCAUACCCAUUGCCUUCCCCCUAAACCCUCCAACCAAACGGGUGGUAAAAUGGGCUGGCAAGUUGUCCGCCGUCCAGAGCAUCCUUCUUUUCUCUCAACACGCAAAAAGCGCCUUCAGAUCUCUCUUCUUGUCACCGUCCAUCAAAUCCAGUAUUGGGGCUCAGAAAGUCCGCCUUUCUUCUGUGUUCUUCUUCAUCUCAGAGAAGCGCCUUCAUUUGCCGGUUAGUUAUCUUUAGAUCGGUCUUAAUUCUCGUUGUAUAUUGGCUUAGCUGAUAAUUUCUUGGAUGUUUCCUGUAUGGUUCUUGUAGAUCUUUGAACGUAGUGAAUGGUAUCUCUUGCAGAGGAAACGCCAAACUUUCCUCUGGGUAGUAUUUUUUUGCUUCAAUUUUGUAUAAAGAUUACUUUCUUUCGAAGCCCAAAGAGCUUACGUCAAUUUUUACAAACCUAAACCCCGAUGAAACUCCAAAAGUCGGUAUCCUUUGAGGUCCCACAGGAGACUUAUAACUACCAACCCAAACCCUCCCAACCCCGAUAUGAGAUACAUCUCAGGGAAUGACACCCCAAACCUCCACAACGGGGGAGCCUGCUUACUUAAGUCGGUGAUUGUUGUCUUGUAAAACUAUUCAUAAUCUUUUCGGAUUUCUUCUUUCUUAGGCGAAUUCAGAAGUAGUACUGAAUUUUGGUGAUUUUUGUCUUGUAAAGAUUUAUCUUGGAAUCUUUUUUUUUUCCCCACGAGAAUCCACUUGUGCUUUUGUUUUCAGGGAUAGAGUACUCAAUUUAGUGAUUUGUGUAUUGUAAAGGGCGAAUGAAAUGUUCCAAAGCAUGGAGCAGAAACUGAAUAACAAAUGCCAAUUACUAGCUA